Mucor mucedo is the source of this 1781-nucleotide messenger RNA. RefSeq names its product iron hydrogenase. Bases 59 to 1672 code for a protein of 537 amino acids. Gene Ontology annotation, biological process: iron-sulfur cluster assembly. The transcript is spliced from 5 exons. Gene Ontology annotation, cellular component: cytosolic [4Fe-4S] assembly targeting complex. Lineage: Eukaryota; Fungi; Mucoromycota; Mucoromycetes; Mucorales; Mucoraceae. The record is from RefSeq and is a predicted model, not a curated record. Gene Ontology annotation, molecular function: 4 iron, 4 sulfur cluster binding.
AUUGAGUUCGCCCGUAAGCUAACUGUAACCUUUUACCACUUACAUUAAACAAAUUACAAUGGCUUUUUCAUCGGCACUUGUCCUGACCGAUCUUAACGAUUAUAUUGCUCCUUCACAAGCUUGUGUAAAGCCUGUUGAAGUGUCAAAGUCUGAAACACAAGGACCUACCGAAAUCAAAGUUGACGACGAAGGUAGUUAUUACGAAAUUACACAAGACGGUGGAGAAGAGAAACUUGAAAAGGCCUCUAUCUCUUUGGACGAUUGUUUAGCAUGCAGUGGCUGCGUAACUUCUGCAGAAAGUGUCUUAAUUUCAAUGCAAUCACAAGAAGAACUCUUUAAGAUAUUACAACAGAAUAAAACGGCUCUUGAACAGAAUCAGCCCCAGGACCAUCGCACCAUUGUCAUUUCGAUCAGUCCACAAUCAAGAGCUUCUUUAGCUGCCAAAUACCGUCUUACACUUCUCCAAGUUCAUCAUCGACUUGUCUAUUUCUUUAAGCAUUAUCUUGGAGCGCACCACGUAUUCAACACCUCAUUCACCCAAGAUUUAUCUCUUGUCGAGUCGGCUCGUGAAUUCAAUGAUCGUUUCAAGCGUUAUAUGCAAAACGGAGGCGAUGCUUUGGAACAAGCCAUGCAAAAGCAAGAUCUCGAGAAGGCUGUCGAAGACGGUAAACCUAAAGUUAGAGCCAGAAGAAGAAAGGCCGCUACAACUGAUGAGGCACCGGCUGUAAAUCAAGAUUUACCCAUGCUUUCAUCUUCUUGUCCCGGCUGGGUUUGUUAUGCAGAGAAGACACACGGUGAAAUACUGCCUUAUGUAACAGCUGCCAAAUCACCACAACAAAUGAUGGGAUCUUUGGUGAAAGAUUAUUUUGCAAAGAAAUCUGGAUUAGCUCCAAACCAAAUAUACCAUGUAUCAAUUAUGCCAUGUUACGAUAAAAAGCUGGAAGCAAGUCGACCUGAUUUCUUUUUGGAGGCCUAUGAGACACGUGAGGUUGACUGUGUAUUGACCACCAGCGAAAUCGAUAAAAUGUUCCAUGAGCAGAACUUGGAUUUCGCAACAAUGACAGAGAGUCCCAUUGAUGACAUGUUCAACAAGGUCGGGAUUGAUCCUGCUACUGGUAUCGAAACGUCUUAUGGUGUAGCAGGAUCUUCUUCGGGUGGUGCAUUGGAGUAUAUUUUCGCAUCCGCAGCGCGAGAUUUGUUUCAUAUCCAGGACGCAGAUCCCACACAGCCUUCCGCUCGCGUAGUCAUUAAAACCGGUAAAAAUGCAGACGUCAAGGAAUAUUUCUUAAUCGGAGAUGAUGGCAAGAUUUUGUUAAGGUUUGCCACCGCUUAUGGAUUCAGAAACAUUCAAAAUGUUGUGCGUAAAAUUAAGACGGGUAAAUGCAACUAUCAUUACGUAGAGGUGAUGGCAUGUCCCGGUGGAUGUGCCAAUGGUGGUGGUCAAUUACCGGCUGACACAGAACAGAUUGUAAAUGCAAAAGACUGGGUGAGCUAUGUUGAAGAUUUAUAUCGAUCUUCAAAAGGUGUAAAACCAGAAGAUAAUGAAAUAAUUAAAGCUAUUUACAAUGAAUGGAUUAUCGACCCAUCUUCUGAAAGAGCACAACAGUUGCUUCGUACACAAUACCACGCCGUUACUCAAAACUUGGGAAACCCCCUUGCAACCAAAUGGUAGAUUCCCCAACAAGUAUUAGAGUAUAAAUAAAUAAAAAAAAGGCACUUCUAUUUAAAAAAAAUAUAUAAAUAUGCACGCUGAAAAGCAUUAUGAGUCAGUAAAGGUUUUG